Messenger RNA from Microthlaspi erraticum, 777 nucleotides. The record is from the annotation of a GenBank genome assembly. Lineage: Eukaryota; Viridiplantae; Streptophyta; Magnoliopsida; Brassicales; Brassicaceae.
AUGCGAGAAGAGGAGCCUGAACUCGAUCGAGCUGAGGAUCGAGCGCUUGUCAAUGAGGAGUUAGGCGAGCCUGAUUGUUAUUAUUUUGAGGAGUAUGAAGCUACAAGGAUGAACCCUUCUGUUGUGGCUGCUCACAAAAGGAUUGGACUUCUCCAAAAGUUCAAUAAGUGGCAAGGGAAGGCUAUGAAGAAGAUGCAAAAGUCCAUGGAUAAGAUGGUGAGCAAGAUCAAUAGCUUGGAGAAGAAGGUCAUUGGUUCUUCAUCCAAGAAGAACAAAGCACUUCUCACCUCUCCAUUCCCUGGGAGUCGCUCUCUCCUAACCACACCAAGGAGGCUCCCAGCCCAAGACCCUCCCAGAGCCUCAUCAUUCGAGCCAAGAGAGGCAGGGGCCAACAAGCAGAAGAGGAGGAAGAGUUCACGAGUCCGACGCUCUGACUCGACUAGUGGACUCAAUCGAGUCCAAACAGAGGAAACCGAACUCGGUCGAGCUGAUGGUCGAGUUGACCCUGAGGAGCUGGAAUUCGAGAACUAUGGGUUUGAGUAUGAUCCAGCGCCUUACCAAGACUUCCAUCAGACCGGCUGGACUCCUUACAACCGCUUUGAGCGAACCAGGCUCCACCAAGGCCAAAGUAGCUCCACUGAGGAUGAAGAGGAGGAGCCGCAAGCUCGAUCGAGCUGCAUGGAUAUGGUUGAAUGGAGUGCUCCUAAUGGUCGGCUGCCCUCUCGGUCCAAUGACCCUGCUUCCCAGCUCUUUGGGAUGCACAAAGGGACUGUGUGA